AUGGGAUGCGAGGGGGCGGGAGCUCGAGCUCGAGCGGACCGGAGAGGCGACAUUCUGACCGCAGCCGCCGCGCAGCUGAACAACAAUGAAGAACCGGGACUCAACGGGUCCUGGGUGGAGCUGGAGAUGAACGGAAACACUCAGCAGCAGAACCCCAGCUUGCCCUCGCUGCUAGGGAACGGGAACCAAGGCGAGUCCCAGGCUUCACAGGCCCUGGAGGCCGUGCAGGAGGAAGAGGAGGUCCUGACAGGAGGACUGGAGCAUGUGCCUUCCUCCUCCUCUAUCCAUAACGGAGACAUGGAGAAAAUCCUACUGGACGCCCAGCACGAGUCCAGCCCCAGCAGCUCGUCCUGCAAUAGCCCACCACGACCACACAGUCCUGACCAGGAUGAGGGGCAGAUCACGUUUGAUGUGGAGAUGCCCAGCGAGAGAGACUGUCAGUCAGAAGAUGAUAGUCUGGAGAAGGACAAAGAAGAUGAUAUCCUCAUGGAUAAAGGGGAGAGUUGGGUGGCAGACUGGUCCAGUCGACCGGAGAACAUUCCCCCGAAGGAAUUCCACUUCCGCCACCCAAAGCGUUCUGGAUCGGUGUCUCUGAGCAUGAGAAAGACGGGUGCUAUGAAGAAAGGUGGCGUGUUCUCCGCCGAGUUCCUCAAAGUGUUCAUGCCCUCGCUGCUGCUCACCCACAUCCUGGCUCUGGGACUGGGGGUCUACAUUGGAAAGAGAUUAACUACACCCUCCACCAGCUCAUUUUAAACCUGAACAGACCCCAGUGCCUGGAUGCUCCAUCAUGAGCAGCAGUGGCACAGCAGUGGCCAAUCGUGUGAUGACUCCUCUCUCUCUCUCUUUCUCUCAUUCUCUCCCCCUCUCUGACUUUCUCUUUAUCGUUUCUUUAAUCCACGGUCCUGAUUUCCCAUCACAUCCUCUGCUGGGAGACAUUCUGCUUGUUGACCUUUGGCUGUGUCGCAUUUUCUUGCCCUCUAACCCUGUGGCUUACUGACAUGUUUUAGAUGUUUUUAUUUGGACAUGUAGUGAAUUAUUCACUGACGUUUAUUUUUCAUGACACGCUACUAUACAAGUUAGAGCCCCACUACAGCCACAGCCAUAAUGGACUUUUAUUUCUGCAUGACGCACUUCAUAUGUAACUAAUAUAGAGUCUGGAUGUGGCCCGAGAUAUCUUGGGAGUAUAUUGACUCUCAAUAGGAAAUUUAGGAGGGUUGUGAUAUUUUGUUCUAGCGAGAUGAUUUUGCUCAUUAUGUUGCGCAAUUUAAUUUAUUGACUUCCCUUCUUGUGUCACAGCAUCAAAAAUGCAUGUCAGUCAUUUACUUUCAUUGGAGAACGAUGACUGUUUAAUGACAGACCAAGUCAUUCAUUCUAUGUCAGUGCACUCGCUGCAUUGCUUUGGACUGUUACGACAAUUAUUUUGAGACUUAUUUUGCAUAGAAUGUAAAUCUUAGAGGUUCCACUAAGUUCUGUUUUAGGCCCUUUUCUGUCUGCUCUUCACUUCUGUAAAGAUCCAAAAUGACAGGCUAGAACCGAAGCAUCACUUUAUAGCAGCAUUAUAGUAUAAAAAUAUAUAAGUAAAUCACAAAUUUACAUGAACAAUACAUGGUUUUUCUAAUCGAAAGACCUUAAGCUAAAGAGAUCAGCAUGGACGUAUAUCUGUUUAAGAGCCAAACUGGUCGGGUUAGAUGUUUUUUGAGUUACUAAGGAAGCUACACACAAGAACACACACACUCUGGUUUGCCUUGAUGCAUAUCCUGCUCGCAGCAGUUUCUAACUGUGUAUCUUAGUGCCAAAGGGUUUCCACCGUCAACCCAACAUGAGUCGUUUGCACCUCUCGUAGACUCGGUCGGGGUUAUUGAUCCUGUCAGUCACUCCGUUUUGACAACACCUUACAAAGGCCUUUGGUUUUACUGUGAACACCCUGUGGAUAUUAGGCAUAGUGUUGCUAUAGUUGUGUAUUAUACGCAGUUGUACGUACUUUUGUCAAAGCAACAGAUCCACGCUCAGUGUACAUAUUUAUAUGCAAUAUGGUGUAGUUUUACAGAUAAAACUACUAAUUUAGAAGACUUUAACAGGUUUACACUCGCUGAUUUACAUUCGUCACGAACAUGUCCGGGUCAUAUUUCAUCCCAUUUGAUUGAUUUUAUUUUCAUUUAGAAAGAUUUAAGCCUGGUUUUAAAAGCAUUUAAGCAUUAAAAACAUUUUUUUUUCUUUUGAUUUAUGGGUAAAAGAUAACCAGGACAUUUUCUUGACAAGUUUUUUUUAAUUCACCCUCACAGUAUCUAGUAACACUUUUACUAAGCAAAGUGUUUCAUUCAAAAAAAACAGUACAGCAAGAGUUUUGCUACCUAAAUCAGUUAACAGGUCACCCUUUGCAUUAAGGCCUUCUGUGUCAUUGUGCCACACUUGACUUCUUUACUCUGUUUUCAUGCUGUUUUUUCUUUCUCAGAGGGGGAGUGGAAAUACAAGAGGCCAAUUUAGUGUCACUUCAACCGUGCCUCGACUUUUGUUUGCACCUUUUCUGAGCCCCAUUGCAUGCGUGUGUUCAGAGAUUUCACAUCAGGACGUGACAGAAGUGAAGUUUUCCCCUGCGUUGGGUGAAAUGAGAACUGUGAAUGGAAUAGCUGUAGCUCAUGUCAGAUAUGAUAAACUAGCCCUGCCCGCUCCGUUUCGGGUAGGAUCACCAUACGAGAUGUUUUACGCACAUUUGUUAUAUCUCUCUUUUGUUUUUUUGAGUUUUUGCUUUAUUAAUCAUGAGUGUGGAUACUGGAUGGCGGGGCCCUCGUGAUUGACAGCUCCACCAUGUGUUUCGUUUGCAUUCCCAUAGCGACUGGAGUGAUGAAGCAAUGAACAUGUAGUUUCGUGUGUUUCGCUGGUAUAGGUGAUAUUAAAAUAUAACCUGACAUUCAUCUUUUCUUUUGUUGUCAUUCCAUUGUGUUUAGCUUUUGCCAUGUGACAUCUUGGGAAGUUAUAUGAAACCGGUCCUUUUUGUUUUUCCUCCUUGUUAUAUUCAUCACAUAAAUAUUCUUACAUUAAUAUGCAUGUAGAACCGAACAAAUGUAGAUUAAAAC
Molecule: messenger RNA, 3074 nt
Organism: Sinocyclocheilus grahami
Lineage: Eukaryota; Metazoa; Chordata; Actinopteri; Cypriniformes; Cyprinidae
Product: BCL2/adenovirus E1B 19 kDa protein-interacting protein 3-like
Exons: 7
Coding region: 1-753 (250 amino acids)
Biological process (GO): mitochondrial outer membrane permeabilization; positive regulation of apoptotic process; defense response to virus
Cellular component (GO): mitochondrial envelope; mitochondrial outer membrane; nuclear envelope
Source: RefSeq, a predicted model, not a curated record